AUGGCGGUGGCGGCGGAGGUGGCAGGGCCAGUUGUCAGAAGUCGUAAGUUGGUGACCAAAAAGAAAAUGAUGCAUUUCUAUUGCUGUGAUGGUCGUGUGUCCCAGUCACUCAGGUUCAACAGGAAAAUGUUCGUCUGGCAACAUAUCUCCGUCUCUCUAGACCUGGAGGCUGGUCUCUUGCGAGUGAUCUACGAUGAUCUGGACUACCUUAUACACCUGGAGCCGUCCAAGUCAGAACAUGGAGGUGUGGAACAACUGAAGAUUCGUGGAGGAGGUCGUUUAGUCGUCGGCCAGAAGCUGUACUCUCUGCAGGGCGACUUUAUCAUACAGGAGACCCUAGAUGGUGAAGUCGGCGACUACAGGAUUUACGACAUCGCUUUGGAACACUCACAGAUAGUUGAACUGCUAAACUGUAGAGACGUACCCGAGCUGAAACAGCCGUUGAUAAAUCUAGAAAACGGGGCGCUGAAGGCGAGGGGACCUACCACGAUGCGCAACAUGUCCUUGGGAGAGAUCUGCUCUGGUCACAUUACCGGGUUCUAUCUUUUCUUCUCCGAGAAGACGAUUUUCCAGCACGCGUACUCCUGGUGUAGUAAGCUGCAUGGAAGCCUCAUCCUCCCCGAGGACAACCAGACUAACGCUUACUUCUUCGACAAGUUCGUGAGUUACAAGGAACAGUGCCACAACAUCUGGACGCAUCUCUUUUGGAUGGGCUCCAAGGGAAACCUAACGACCCAGCAGUGGCUCAAACUCUCAGACAAGACUCCAGUAACGUGGCAUCCCUUCAUCAAAGAAUAUACAACAGUCUCGCCGGAGUUCCAGUGCAUAGCCGCUGUGACGCACAGGCCUUACCAAUGGGCUGCGUGCCCAUGUGAUAUAGAAACUUGCAUCGUAUGUAACUUUACCAGCUAUCCUACGAUGAGGCUGCGAGGACUCUGUGAGGACUCGACUUUAGAUCGCAGCUUCUCCUUUCGUGACAACGAGAACUUCGAGCUUAUCUUAGAUGGGAUGAAGCAUAUAAUGAUUCGCAAAGAGAACGGCUCAUGGGUUAUGAGGAGCAGAGUGUACGAUGAAGUCUCGGCUGUUAUGCUCUCCCGGUGGAAAGGUGAAUACCCUGUGGGAGUUCACACCUGGAGAGUGCACGGCGACAGGUGCUUGCAAGAGGAGGUGCAGCUGCUUCUCACCUCCUGCAGCAGCGACGAGUACACGUGUGACGACGGCACUUGUAUCUCCAAGACCAGUCGUUGUGACCUCAGCAUUGACUGUGGCGACCAGAGCGACGAGAUGAAUUGUAACGUCGUCCAGGUCCCUGUGGGCUACUCUCCAUCCCUGCCUCCCCCAACACUCCUCUCCAGCCCCGUCCCUAUCCUCUUCUCCCUCAACAUCACCUCAGUCAGGGAGUUCAAUCUCGCCUCCUUCACUAUCAGCAUCGACUCCACCCUCGAACUCAAAUGGAAAGAUCGCAGACUCAAGUUUAACAACCUUCAGCAGAACUUCCGGGCUAACAAGGUGAAGGAGGUGAAGGAUGUGUGGACGCCGACGCUGGCUAUCGCAGACGGCACGCACAGCGUCGCGCAGCAGCAGAUACAGACGGAGGCAGUCUUCAUUAACAGGACCUCACGACCUCUACCAGACGAUGACCACAUAAUUCGCGAAGACACUGUAUACAGCGGGGGGGAGAAUGUGUUGAUUCAUCACGAGGAAUCGAGUUUAACCUUCAAGUGCCACUUCAGACUCCAGCUUUAUCCGUUCGACAAGCAACAUUGUUCCAUUAUUUACCGCUUGCAAGACGUCUCCAAGGAUCUCGGCGUUCUUGUGAAGGACGGGACCGGAGUACAUUUCCUGGGCACACGCCAGUUGCUGGAAUACAGCCUCGUCUCGGAGAAGUGUUCUUACUAUACUCUAAGUGAAGUUAGCUACGUGGAGGUUGAGCUCUACUUCAGGAACCAGUAUGGCUACUAUAUAGGGAACACCUUCCUCCCUUGCAUCCUGCUGGUGAUCAUAUGCUGGCUGUGCUUCUUCUUUCACAUCUCUGACUUCCAGGAUCGCAUCAUGGUGUCGUUAACAUCACUGCUGGUGCUGGCCACCUUCUUCACACAGACCAGUCAGAGCAUACCCAAGACCUCUUACCUGAAGCUCAUCGACGUGUGGUUCAUCGUCCUCAUCGCCAAAGACUUCGUCAUCAUGGUCGCUCUUGUGUACAUCGAAGUCCUCCGCUUGCGGUCUCAGGAGGAGGAGGAGACGUUGAAGGGAGUGUCACUGGUGGUGCCGGUAGUAUCCAGGUCUCAGAAGAACGCCAUGGCUUGGUAUGGAUACCCUAGCCUUGAUGGGAAAACCAAAGAAGUAGUGGAUAAAGAGGGGUUAUGCCGGAGAGGCAGAGAGGACUCUCGUAACAAGAAGGUUCCCAACAAAGUCCCGGCAAGUACAAGAGUUGCUGGUGGCACUGCGGGAGCUUCCAGUUCUUUUAUGGGUAGGAAAGAUUACAAUGGAAAUAUUCCAGUCAGUCUGAAGGCCAAGAAGGUGAACAGAAUGUUUCUGUACCUCUUUGGAGUGAUGGUGGGCCUCCUGCUGUUGUGCUUUGCUGCCAUGUGUAUCUUCAGCGCUCUAAGUAACUGACCUGCUGCAUUGUCUCUCGGUAACCUACUGUAUUCUCUAAGUAACUGGCCUGAUCUAUUAUUAUUCUGAUCCGUCGAAGGGUGUGUCUAGUUGCUUGUGAAUGACUUUUGAUUCAAGGAUUUGGAGCUUCUUUCCCCUCACUUGGAUCAAACCUGACUGCCUGCCAUGUCAACACACGACUCUUCACUUACAAAGAGCGACAUUAUCUGCCCGAGGCGAUAAUUACCUGCCUUAAUGUAAUUUGUGUAAAUUGUCAAGUGUCUUCCUAAUUAUCUAUCUUACUUUUAUUUUUCGUUUCUUUUGUUCACGUUCUUCUUGU
This is a messenger RNA of Cherax quadricarinatus, 2935 nucleotides long. Lineage: Eukaryota; Metazoa; Arthropoda; Malacostraca; Decapoda; Parastacidae. The record is from RefSeq and is a predicted model, not a curated record.